AUUGUGGGUGCGGGGAGUGGAAUUUUGGAACGAAAUGUAGCAAAGAGAAGUACAGUAGUAAGAGUAACAUCGCAGCCGCCGGCGGCCGAGGGGGCGCGCCGGGGAGGCACGCCGCACCCCUUCCCGCCGCGGGGACCCCGGAUCCGAACCCUCCCAGGAGUGGAGGCGCCCGAGGGCCCGCCCCGGCCCCGUCCACCUUCCCCCCAGGAAGCCCGGCUCUAUGGGGCGGGACCCGGGGAAAGACUGAGCAGCACCCAGCCAGCCCCGAACCCCCGAAUCGCAAGCCGGGGAGCCCCAGGAGCACCCAUCCCGUGGGUGCGCCGCCCGCCCGCCCACCAACCAUGAGUGAGACGGUCAUAUGCUCCAGCCGGGCCACUGUGAUGCUCUACGAUGACAGCAACAAGCGCUGGCUGCCAGCAGGCACCGGUGCUCAGGCCUUCAGCCGCGUCCAGAUCUACCACAACCCCGUGGCCAACUCCUUCCGCGUGGUGGGCCGCAAGAUGCAGCCGGACCAGCAGGUGGUCAUCAACUGUGCCAUCGUCCGGGGGGUCAAGUACAACCAGGCCACCCCCAACUUCCACCAGUGGCGGGAUGCCCGCCAGGUCUGGGGGCUCAACUUUGGCAGCAAGGAGGACGCGGCCCAGUUUGCCGCUGGAAUGGCCAGUGCCCUCGAGGCAUUGGAAGGUGGGCCCCCACCCCCUGCAGCGCCUCCCACCUGGUCGGUGCAGAACGGCCCCUCCCCGGAGGAGUUAGAGCAGCAGAAAAGGCCGCAGCCGGAGUUCGAGAGGGAACGCAGGGUGUCCAAUGCAGGAGCCCCGCCUGCCCCCCCAGCUGGGGGCCCACCCCCGCCCCCAGGGCCACCUCCGCCUCCUGGGCCCCCCCCACCCCCUGGCCUGCCCCCCUCGGGGGUCUCUGCUGGGGGCCCCGGAGCCGGGGGAGGCCCACCGCCCGCGCCCCCCCUCCCCACCGCGCCAGGCCCCAGUGGCGGGGGCGCCGGGGCUUCGGGACUGGCUGCUGCCAUCGCCGGUGCCAAACUCAGGAAAGUCAGCAAGCAGGAGGAGGCCUCAGGGGGGCCUGCGGCCCCCAAGGCUGAGAGCCGCAGCACGGGCGGGGGGCUGAUGGAAGAGAUGAACGCCAUGCUGGCACGCAGAAGGAAAGCCACACAAGUUGGGGAGAAGCCCCCCAAGGAUGAAUCUGCCAGCCAGGAGGAGCCAGAGACCAGAGUCCCAGUCCACAGUGAAUCUGUGCGGAGACCCUGGGAGAAGAACAGUACAACCUUGCCAAGGAUGAAGUCGUCGUCGUCUGUGAUCACUUCCGAGGCCCAUCCCUCCACACCCAGCUCCAGUGAUGAAUCUGACCUGGAGAGGGUGAAGCAGGAGCUUCUGGAAGAGGUGAGGAAGGAAUUACAGAAAGUGAAAGAAGAGAUCAUUGAAGCCUUUGUCCAGGAGCUGAGGAAGCGGGGUUCCCCCUGACUACGGGGCCCCCCUGGAAGACGGCCUGUCUCCUUUCUGCACCCUGCCUGUCACCCUGCUUUCCCUGCCUCAACUUGACAUGGAAUUGGCUGAAGACUACACAGGAAUGCGUCCUCCCCUCCCACUCCCCUUUCCACUUGGAAAACUCCAAGGGUCGUGGCUUCUAGGGGCCCGUGCCUACACCUGUACUGGCUGCUGACUGGCUGGGGAGGCCCCCUCUCUGUGCUCACUUGGGUCCUCCUCCUCUGCCGUCCCCUUGGGGCUGGUUCCCUCUGCUGGGGAUGUACCAAUGUAACCCCACAGUGAGGGGGAAGGAAAGGGAAUGUCACAUUCCCUUGUUCUAGAUUCACUUUAACGCUUAAUGCCUUUAGAAAAAAUUUUUUAAAGAAAAAAAUAUAUAUAUAUAUUUGGGCUUUGGGGAGGGGGUCGGAGGGAAGGGAAAUUUUUUUUCCUCUUUGGUUUUUUUGAUAAAAAUGGGCUGUGGGAAUUUUUAACCGCUGGCACCCCAGGCUUGACCCCUUUGGAGCAGCUCUUUAUGUGGGGCUGUCCCUCCCCAGACUAGGUUGUCAGAAUCUUCCUGACCUCUGGCUCCUUUCCCUUUUCUAUGAGGAAUUAAGAUGCUGUAACUUUUUGGAACCUCAGUUUUUGUUGUUGUUGUUGUUGUUUUUUUAUUUUGGUAGGUUUCGAGGUCCAGACCAUUUUCACCCCCUGGGGAAAGUGAUAAGCGGGAGAAAAGAAACCCCCUCUCCCACCUUCACCAUGAGCUUCGAAAAUGGACCUCUGCGGAAUAAAUCUGCCAGUUUAUAUAAA
Messenger RNA from Erinaceus europaeus (western European hedgehog), 2282 nucleotides. It is a transcript of the gene VASP, whose product is annotated as vasodilator stimulated phosphoprotein. The record is from RefSeq and is a predicted model, not a curated record. Gene Ontology annotation, biological process: actin cytoskeleton organization; positive regulation of actin filament polymerization; neural tube closure. Bases 342 to 1472 code for a protein of 376 amino acids. The transcript has 13 exons. Gene Ontology annotation, molecular function: actin binding; SH3 domain binding; profilin binding. Gene Ontology annotation, cellular component: cytoskeleton. Lineage: Eukaryota; Metazoa; Chordata; Mammalia; Eulipotyphla; Erinaceidae.